Messenger RNA from Sphaerodactylus townsendi, 3977 nucleotides. RefSeq names its product beta-1,3-galactosyltransferase 4-like. The record is from RefSeq and is a predicted model, not a curated record. Gene Ontology annotation, cellular component: membrane. Lineage: Eukaryota; Metazoa; Chordata; Lepidosauria; Squamata; Sphaerodactylidae. Gene Ontology annotation, molecular function: N-acetyl-beta-D-glucosaminide beta-(1,3)-galactosyltransferase activity. The transcript has 2 exons. The coding region runs from base 1 to 1131 and encodes 376 amino acids.
AUGGGGCCGGCGGUGGCGCGGGGCGUGGGGCGGCUGGCGGGGCUGCUGGGGGGCUGCAGGCUCCGGUGCCGGCGGCGGGUGGCGACGGGGCUGCUGGCCGGCCUGGUCUGCCUCUCGGCGGCCGCCUUCCUGUGCAGCGGCGGCCACGAGGAGCUCUUCUCGCGGGCCCUGCCCCUCUGGGCGGCCGCGGGCGGCGGGGGCCCCCCCGACGACCCCCCUGCGCCGCCGCCCCCGCCCCGCCGCCCCGCGGAGUUCGCGCUGGAGCCCCCGCCGCCCCCCGCCUGCGCCCCCCCGACGGGCCCGCGGCGGCGGCGGCUGCUGCUGCUCUCGCUGGUGGUCAGCGCCACCGACCACGCCGAGCAGCGCCAGGCCGUGCGGGCCACGUGGGGCGGCGUAGGGGGGUCGCCUCCGGGGGCGCUGCGGACCUUCUUCGUGGUGGGGCUGCCCGGGGACCCCUCGCGGCAGGCGGCGCUGGAGGAGGAGGCGCGGCGGCACGGGGACCUGAUCCAGGGGCGCUUCGUGGACACCUACGCCAACCUGACCCUGAAGACCCUGGCGCUGCUGGGCUGGGCCGCCUUCCGCUGCCCCGCGGCCGCCUUCGUGCUCAAGGUGGACGACGACGUCUUCAUGAACCUGCCGGCCCUGGCCGCCCACCUGGACGCCCUGCGCGACCCCCGGGGCCUCUACCUGGGGCGCAUCCACUGGCGGGUGCGGCCCGACCGGAACCCCGCCAGCCGCCACCACGUGCCCGCCGCCCUGUACCCCGGCGACGUCUUCCCCCCCUACUGCAGCGGCACCGCCUACGUCCUCUCGGGGGACGCCGUGGCCGCCGUCCUGGACGCCGCUCGCCACGUGCCCCUGGUCCCCGUGGAGGACGCCUUCGUGGGCCUCUGCGCCUGGCGGGCCGGCAUCACCCCUCGGCACGUGGUCCGAAUGGCGGGCUCCACCCACUUCCCUGCCGACCCCUGCUGCUACCGGGAGGUCCUGUUCAGCGUCCACGACGUGGCGGCCCCCAAGAUGGUGGACAUGUGGCAGAGGGCCUGGCGCCAGGAAGCAGCCUGCACCUUCUUCCAGCACGCCUUUGGGAUCCUCCGGUGCCGGAUCCUGUCUUGGAUGGAAGCCGGCCUGUGAGGAGGAGGAGGAGGCCCGAAGGAGCUGGCUGGAACCUCCACGGGAGACGUUGCCACGGGAAAGCCGACCCCUGGCUGGACUGGGGGAUUGUGGCUUUCCGCCUUGCAGCAACAGGAGGAUGUUGAUACGUGUGGCCCCGCUGAGGAUACAGCCCGUCACUCCGUCUUUUGUAUGUUACUGCGGGAGGGACACACACACACACACAAAAGUGCCUUGUACUUCUACAAGCUGGGGUGGGGUGGGCUGCUUUGCAGGAUCGCAGGCAGGCAGGGUCUCCCCCGUCUUUCCCCCUUCAGAGUCCUGGAGAAUUUGGGGGGAAGGAGGAGGGAGCGCCCCCUCCUCUGGCUCAGCCGGCAUGAACCCCCACCACCAAGGAGAACAGAAUCCAGAGUUUUCAACGUACAGCCCCCCCCCCCCUCCCUCCAGACUUUUCCAAGAUUCAAUUUCAGGAGCACUUGCAAGAUCAAAAGGAUCUCCAGGGUGGGACCUCUCAAGAGUUCAGGCUUUGGGUACCUGAAGACCUUGCGGGCGCUUCUGGACUCGAAUCUUGCUUCUCUACUUAGUCUUGGUAGGCCACAAAGUGAAUCUGCUGUGUGAUGCGGCAGCCAAGGAAGCCAAUGCGAUUCCCAGCUGCCUCAAUGGGACACAGAGUGUCUAGAUUGAGGGCUGUAACAGCACGUCUCUGUUCUGCUUUGGACAGACCUCGCCUGGAGUCCUGUGUUCAGUUCUGGGCAUCACAAUUCAAGGAGGACACUGACAGCUGGAACGGGCCCAGGGGAGGGCGGCCAAACUGGUAAAAGGUCUGGAGUCCAUGCCCUGCAAGGAGAGGGAAGUUAGAGCUGGGGACAUUGAGUUUGGCAAAGUGUGGGGGGACGACGACAUGAUAGCUAUUUUUAGAUAUCUCAUAGAAUCAUAGAGUUGGAAGAGACCAGAAGGACCAUCAAGUCCAAUCCCCCUGCCAUGCAGAAACACACAACCAAAGAGGGAGAUCCCACCACACCCGGAGGCAGCGUGAUCCACUGUCGAACAGCCCUGACUGAAGGGAUAUCGUGUCAAAGAGGGAGCAAGCUUGCUUUCUGCUCCUCAAGAGACUGGAACAUUGGAGUAAUGGAUUCAAGGUGCAGGAAAAGAGGUCCCGCCUAAACAUCGGGAAGAACUUCCUGUGUGACCGUGGAAUGUGCUGCCUCAGAGGGGGGUGGAGUCUCCUCCUUUGGAGUCUUGUAAACAGAGGCUGGGUGGGCCUCUGUCAAGGGUGCUUUGACGGUGGGUUCCUGCAUGGCAGGGGGGUUGGACUUGAUGGUCCUUCUAGACUCUCCCGUCUCUGUGAUUCUGCUGCAAGACCAUGGUAGCUACUAAAUGCUGCAGGCUUGGGCAAGGCCCCUGAGUAGACCCCAGAAGGCCAGGGGAGAGGGCUUUGGCAGGACUUUCCGGGGACAGAGGGGCUGAAGAAGGCCCCCCCCCCACUCAGUGCUGGGAGGCGGAAGCCGUUGUGCCCCAUUUGAACACCGUAAGAGGCCUGCUGCAUGAGGAUCCCCCUAGUCGGCCAGCAUCCCCUCUCACACAAGGGCCAGCCAGUUCCUCUGGAGAGGCGGCGGCAGCAGCAGCAGCAGGGCAGAGAGGCCGAGGCCUCCCCCCACUGUCCCCUCCUGGCACGGGCAUCUGGAGGCGGAGUGCCUGAAUUGCUGGGCUCUCCAGCCUUUCCCCCUCUUUGUUUCCCGCCCAUCGUCCAGCCCAGCCCAGCGUCCUUCCUGAGAUACGUUGAACAGAACUGCACACAGCAAUCCAAAUGAGGCUGCCCCACUGAUCUGUACGGGGGGCGUUCUAAUCCCAGCUGCUUUAUCUGCAGCUCCUUCCUGAGCAGCCCCUCCCCACACGUGUGAGCGUCAAGCGUUGUCAAGUCUCAGCUGAUGUUUGGCAACUCCAGGCAAGUGAGCAGCAGAGGUGGGGGGGCCGUUGCCAUCCCGGGGGGGGGGGGGGCUUUCUUGGAGGUCUCCCCUCCAAACACCGACCCUGCUGAGCUUUUGGAGAGAUUGGGCUAGUCUGUGCCGCCUUCCCGCCCAGUCCCCAAUAACGAUGUUCAGUGUAUUGUCGAAGAUUGGGGUGCUGUGGGGUUUCUGGGCUGUGUGGCCGUGUUCAGGAGAAAAUGCUUCUGGAACGCGGCCAUACAGCCCGGAAACCCCACAGCACCCCAACAAAGAAGUUGCCUUUUUCAGUGCUGUGUCUGCUACUACCCCGAGGCCUCCCCCCCCCCCUUCUCCAUCUCAGCAAAUUCAGCUCCCGUGAGCCCUGUGCCGGAAGCUGGGAUUUUGGUUGUACACCACUUUACAGAGCUCUGUUUGCCGCUUUGUUCCCCACACACCCAGUUUGUGGAGCUGUUUGUUUAUAUUCCUACGCCACCUCUUCGGAGCCCUGCCCAAGGCCGACGACACCGAGAAACCGCAGCGUGGUGGCGGGCCUUGAUUUUUGCCAACAGAACAUUUGACCUUCUCAAAAGCCUUUGGAAAGUCCAAGUAUAUACUGUCUACGGUGUCAUAUCCCAUUUCUGGGCGUGUGUCUGUUUACUUUAAAACCAGCGCAUUGAAAGUUUGUCCAGUCUGUUUACUUUAAAACCAGCACAUUAACCACUAAACCACAAGGUGGCAUUGCGGGGAAUAUACCCCGUAUACCCCGAGGUCCUCUCCGCCGUCUCCCUUUAGCUUUCCUAAGAGAAGCUAGAAGUGUGUUUAUUACAGGUGUUGUGGAAACCUUGUAACCUGGCCAAAGAUCACUCCGUGUUAUUUUAAAGAGUUUUUUAAAAUUUUAAAUCAGUGCUGAAAAUGAUUUAAUAAAGAAUAACCAUAAUACAA